Molecule: messenger RNA, 1077 nt
Organism: Humulus lupulus (European hop)
Lineage: Eukaryota; Viridiplantae; Streptophyta; Magnoliopsida; Rosales; Cannabaceae
Product: adenylate kinase 4
Exons: 6
Coding region: 111-848 (245 amino acids)
Biological process (GO): nucleobase-containing compound metabolic process
Cellular component (GO): mitochondrion; cytoplasm
Molecular function (GO): ATP binding; AMP kinase activity
Source: RefSeq, a predicted model, not a curated record
UUAAUUGGUUUGAAGCAUUGGAGCCUCCGAACAAAGUAAAGAACCUUACCUUUCUCUCCUUCUGCCAUACCCAUAAUAAACCCUAACUCUUUACCAGAGGCAGACCAGAUAUGGCGGCACAAGGCUUGGAAGACGUCCCUUCAGUCGAUCUCAUGACCGAGCUACUUCGACGUAUGAAGUGCUCUACCAAACCCGACAAGCGCCUCAUUCUUAUCGGUCCACCUGGAUCGGGAAAAGGUACUCAAUCACCAAUUAUUAAGGACGAGUACUGUUUAUGUCACUUGGCUACUGGUGAUAUGUUGAGAGCCGCAGUGGCUGCAAAGACUCCUCUUGGGGUGAAGGCUAAAGAGGCCAUGGAUAAGGGAGAGCUUGUUUCUGAUGACUUGGUUGUUGGCAUCAUCGAUGAUGCAAUGAAGAAGCCUUCGUGCCAGAAAGGUUUCAUUUUGGAUGGAUUUCCUAGGACUGUAGUCCAAGCGCAGAAGCUCGAUGAGAUGCUGGAAAAGCAGGGCUCCAAAGUGGAUAAGGUUCUUAACUUUGCAAUUGAUGAUGCGAUUUUGGAGGAGAGGAUCACUGGUCGGUGGAUACACCCCUCCAGUGGUCGGACCUAUCACACUAAGUUUGCACCGCCCAAGGCCUUUGGCGUUGAUGAUGUCACUGGAGAACCUUUGAUUCAACGUAAAGACGAUACAGCAGCUGUACUGAAGUCAAGGCUGGAGGCGUUUCACAAGCAAACAGAACCGGUUAUUGACUACUACGCCCAGAAGGGACUUGUGGCUAAUCUUCCUGCAGAGAAACCCCCCAAGGAGGUCACAACUGAAGUUCAGAAAGUACUGUCUUCGAGUUCGUGAAGCAGAGAGUCUAUACUAUUUUUUUUUAGUUUUAUAACUUUUGUGGAUUCUUUCCCAAAAACUUUAGAUUAUAGCCCGUUUUAUAUCUUAUAUGCAAUUGAAUUGCUGACUUUUUGGGCUUAUUUAAUUGAUUUUGGAGUUGCAAAUUCCGGCUGCUGUUGUCAACUUUUUGAGGGUUAAAAAUGAAUACUAAUUUGAAAAUAAAAUUCAACGAAUUGUUGGUUAGUUA